Molecule: messenger RNA, 222 nt
Organism: Pelobates cultripes (western spadefoot toad)
Lineage: Eukaryota; Metazoa; Chordata; Amphibia; Anura; Pelobatidae
Source: the annotation of a GenBank genome assembly
GGACACUAACCGCCCAAAGCUGCCAUAUAGAGCCCACCUGACAGGCAUGAGGGACCGAGACAUACAGCCACCCACCCUGCCUUCAGCCGGCAACAGCACAUCACUACAGCCUGGACCCUUGACACCACAAAUGAAACAACCUCACCAGCAUAAAGCCCAGCAUCUGCCGCUGCCCCACAAGACGACGCAGGGAGAUACCACCGCAUCCCCUGAACAUAAGAG